UUGAAGCAAAGCAUAGGAACAUCUUAGUUCUAAAAGGACUAAAAUAUUCAAUUUAGAAAAGUGCUGUCAGUCCAAAGAGAGUAAUGGCUGUGAAAUGGGUUGCUGGAAAGGCUCUCAUUGCUUUUCUUCUUCUUCUUGUCACGGUCUCAGCUACUUCUUCUCAUCAAAAUACAGAGAAUAAAACAACUUCACUUUCCAAUGGAACUAUAGGGGUUGAUUAUCAUGCUAAAGCAUUUUACAAACACCAUUGGCCGAGCAUGAAAUUUGGAUGGAGAAUAAUAGUUGGUAGCAUAGUUGGAUUUCUAGGGUCAGCAUUUGGGACGGUGGGAGGUGUUGGUGGGGGUGGUAUCUUUGUGCCAAUGCUUACCCUCAUUAUUGGAUUCGAUGCAAAAUCAGCCACAGCAAUAUCAAAAUGCAUGAUUACGGGAGGAGCAACAGCAACAGUUUUCUACAAUUUGAGGCAAAGACACCCCACCCUUGAUUUGCCCGUCAUUGACUAUGACUUAGCACUUCUUUUCCAACCAAUGUUGAUGCUUGGAAUCAGCAUUGGAGUUGCUUUCAAUGUCAUCUUCCCUGAGUGGAUGCUAACAGUUUUGCUAAUCAUAUUUUUCGUUGGCAUAUCAGUUAAAUCCUUCUUUAAGGGUGUUAAUACAUGGAAGCAAGAAACCAUUAUGAAGAAGGAAGCUAGGAAGAAUUCACAGAUAGAUGAUAUUGGAAGUCCUGAAGAUGCUGCACAUUAUAUUCAAACAGGAGAUUCAGCCAAAGACAGUACCAACCAAUCAAGGAAAAAGGUUUCUAUCAUUGAGAAUAUUCGUUGGAAGGAACUUGGACUUCUUUUUGCUGGCUGGAUCAUGAUACUUGGAUUAGAGAUUGGAAAAAAACAAACAACAACUUGCUCGCGGUUAUAUUGGCUAUUGAAUCUACUUCAGGUCCCAAUAGCUGUAGGAAUGAGUUCAUAUGAGGCUGUGCGUCUAUACAAAGGGAAGAGAAUCAUAGCAUCAAAGGGAGAUCAACAAACACAUUGGAGAGUGUUGCCUUUAAUUCUAUUUUGUGCUUGUGGCACACUUGCUGGCAUGAUUGCUGGUUUGCUAGGCCUUGGUGGAGGAUUCAUUUUGGGACCCCUUUUCCUUGGAUUAGGAAUUCCUCCUCAGGUUGCAAGUGCUACAUCAACAUUGGUAAUGGCAUUUUCUGCAUCUAUGGCAGUGGUGGAAUAUUACCUUCUCAAACGUUUCCCUGUUCCUUAUGCUCUUUACUUCGUAGCUAUAGCCACUGGUGCUGCACUUGUUGGACAGCAUUUGGUGAGAAAGGCAAUUGCUAUACUGGGGAGAGCAUCUGUGAUCAUUUUCAUCCUAACUCUCACACUUGGUAUUAGUGCAGUAUUACUAGGUGGAGUAGGCAUUGCACACAUGAUUCAAAAGAUUGAAAAUAAGGAGUACAUGGGCUUUGGAGACCUUUGUUCAUAUAGAAAAUAAAGUUCAUGAUGCGUAGCUUUUAAGUUCAAGGAUCCUUACUUUGUAGUUUUGUGUUGUCUAGGUUUGUAUUAAUAAACUUUUUUUUAAGAGUUGUAUUAAUAAACUAGUUUACCCGUGCGAUUA
Messenger RNA from Cajanus cajan (pigeon pea), 1595 nucleotides. Its product is annotated as sulfite exporter TauE/SafE family protein 3. NCBI's taxonomy places the organism in Eukaryota, Viridiplantae, Streptophyta, Magnoliopsida, Fabales, Fabaceae. The record is from RefSeq and is a predicted model, not a curated record. Gene Ontology annotation, biological process: protein ubiquitination. Gene Ontology annotation, cellular component: membrane; Cul4A-RING E3 ubiquitin ligase complex.